UUAGCCGAUCCUACCUUCUUCAGAAUUUCAGGAGUGGACAUACUCUUAAACGUUGAUGUCUACGCCAUGCUUCAUUUACCUGGUCAGAUUCGUCUGUCCGAAAGCUGUAUUCUUCAGAAUACCAAGUUAGGUUGGGUAGUCUGGGGCUCCAUUCCUGCUUAUAAAUCAUCUGUCACCCAUCAACACAUUUCCAAUUUCGUUUCUAGCAUUGAACAUGUGUCCAACGCAGACAUCUCUAAGCAAUUGGAAAAAUGUUGGCAAAUUGAAGAAAUUGAUACUGAAUCCAGCACGCCAGCACAAGGACAAUGUGAAUCUUGUACAAACAGACAGACAAUUCUCACAAGAUAACCCUACUGGAAUCAGCUCCAAAAUAAGAGAUAUAGAACAGCCAACACCUUACAAGCUGUUCAACUAACUUUUCUCAGAUGAACUUUUGGAGCAUCUAGUUUUUCAAACCAACCUGUACAUGACCCAGAAGGCACUUCAUCCCAGGCCGCCCAAAAGUGCUAGAAGGAAGGCUGAAGAAGAAGAAGAUGAUGAUGAUGAUGAUGAGGAUGAGAAUGGCAACAAAAAAAUCACUCCAACAACAAUUGAAGAAUUAAAGUUAUUCCUUGGAAUUAAUUUAUACAUAGGUAUAAAAAAAAUUACCCAGCUAUAGAGACUAAUGGAGCACUCAGCCUGACCUGCAUAACAACCUUGUUUCCAGUCUGAUGCCCGUGAAACGUUUCAGUCAGCUCCUGUCUCAUCUUCAUGUGAAUGAUAAUGAGAUGAUGCCAAAAAGAGGGGAUCCAGACUAUGAUAAAUUGUACAAAAUUCGGCCAAUGUUGGACAUCUUGUCAAAGACAUUUUCAGACUCUUAUAACCCUCAUGAAUGUGUUGCUGUAGAUGAAUCCAUGGUAAAAUUUGAGGGAUGAUGCUUCAUGAAACAAUUCAUGUGAGAUAAACCAAUAAAACGAGGUUAUAAAAUAUGGAUGAUGUGCGAUAGCUCAGGAUAUAAUCUCAAAUUUGAAAUCUACACAGGAAAACUGAAGGACACAGUAGAAAUGGGAUUAGGUGAGCGUGUUGUCUCUCAAUUCUGUUCAAGUCUUGCUGGAAAAAACCAUAUUGUGGUGAUGGACAACUUUUUCACAUCAUAUCCCCUUUUUUUGAGAUUGAAAGAAAAUAGUAUUUCAGCUUGUGGAACGGUAAAUCAGGCAAGAAAGCAUUUACUAAAGCUCACAGAUGACAAACUUCUGAAAAGAGGAGAAUUUGAUUGGAGUGUUAGCAACCAUGGUAUUUCUGUGUACAAGUGGAAAGACAAUAAGUGUGUGAACUUGAUGUCGAAUUACCAUAACCCAAAUGAUACAUUAUCUGUGCAAAGAAGAGGAAAGGAUGGAACAAAAAUCAGUGUACCUUGCCCAGAAAUUCUCCCUGACUACAAUGGAAAUAUGAAUUUUGUGGACAAUUUUGAUAGGUUGAAAGGUGACUAUUGCAUCGACAGAAAAAGUAAAAAGUGGUGGCCAAGAUUAUUCUAUCAUUUUCUUGAUUGCUGUGUUAUAAAUGCGUUUAUAAUGCACAAGGAAUUAAACAUGCAGCAGCUUUCCAAUAAAGAUUUUAGGAGGAAUAUUUAUAUGGACAUGUUCUCCAGUAAACUGAGGGAGAAAAUUGGAGCUGAGAAACCGUUUCCAAAGCCAGUGCUGUCAGUUGUGGAACGUCGACAACAUAAGCCUUUUGUUCCUGCAAACAUCCGUUUGGAAGAAAAUAAACAUUGGGCAAGAUGUGCAAAAUGCAGCACAUUGAAAAAACCUGUGCGCACCAUCUGGUUUUGUAUAACUUGCAAUGUGCCAUUGUGUCAGAGAAAGGACAAACCAUGCUUUGAUGACUGGCAUUCAAAGUAAUUUUAUAUAGUGUGGGAUUGUUGUGCCAUCUCAUGCGUUCAGGAGGCACCGACCCUUCAAGCCAUGCAUCAAAAGUGAUGUCUCUCCAGUAGAAAGAUGCACCGAGAUCGCCAACAUCUUGUCACCAGCUAUUGACUUUGUUUUACCACAAAUCGACUUCAUGAGGAUGCUGAGUGCCCUUCGA
Molecule: messenger RNA, 2061 nt
Organism: Nilaparvata lugens (brown planthopper)
Lineage: Eukaryota; Metazoa; Arthropoda; Insecta; Hemiptera; Delphacidae
Product: piggyBac transposable element-derived protein 4-like
Exons: 2
Coding region: 972-1877 (301 amino acids)
Source: RefSeq, a predicted model, not a curated record